Prorocentrum cordatum is the source of this 558-nucleotide messenger RNA. Lineage: Eukaryota; Dinophyceae; Prorocentrales; Prorocentraceae. The record is from the annotation of a GenBank genome assembly.
GCCCCGGAACGCGCCAACGCGGGCGGCGUCGACGUGGACAGAGGUCCCCCCCAGAUGCCGAGGUUGCUGCAGAGACCGAAGGGGACUCGCACGAGCAGGGAUUUUUUUUUUUUUUGGAGGUCCCCGAGCCACGGUGGCCGCCCCAAAGACUCUGCAGUUAUUGCAGAGGCCGAGUACGCGGCCGCCCGCGCCCGUAUCUUCGGCACGAAGGGCAGCGGCGGCAGGGGCCCGAAGGGCCAGGGCAGGGGGGCGGCGCCGGGCCGCGGCCGCAGCGGCGGCUACGCGGAAGGACGCAGUGGAGGCUACGGCGGCGGGGGCGGCGGCCCUGGCGGCCACGGCGGGGGAUACGCCGUGGGCUCCGGGGCCGGCCGGGGCGCGCGAGGCGGAGCGGGUGGCGGCGGCAGGAGGCAGCAGCGCGAGGACGCUCAGGACCCAGACUACAACCGCAACAUCCAGCAGUUCGCCCCGCGGCUGGCCCCCGAGGAGCCGCUGCACGGCAACAAUUCGCGGUAUGUGCCGCCCAGCUACGACGCGGAAUUCCCGUCGCUCGGCAGGUAG